AGAACACCGACUUGACGUGAUACGAUUCUCACCGGUGCGGCCUCUUUACCCUCCAGAAACCUUCUACUCUCCCGUCUUUGCCACAUCCCCAAAUCCAUCCACCAGAGUUUUCUCAUUCGCCGCUCGCGGACAUGGAGACCUCUCCCGCAAACCGACUCCCGGAAGCGGACUCGUUGCCAGACGGCUUCGUCGAGAGCUCCGCCGAGGCCCCGGCGGCGCCGGAGUAUAAGGACGCGUCGCCGGAUCUUGGUCCCUCCGGCGAGCAGGGAGACGGAUCUUCGCUCUCCGGCGCGGCCAAGACCCUAAAUAUCGACAGCGUAGCGGAUGGGCUGGGAAAGUGGACAACAUCCACUGAUAUAUCGUUACAGAAAGAGAUGGGAGUGGAAGAUAGGAUCUCGAUGCCUAAACCAGGCAAUGAUCCCUUGGAGAAGACGAAGGAGAUGAACGAGAUCUCGGUGGCAUCGUCUGCAGAAGAAAGCCCAGGGGACUGCCAGUCUUCUGAAGAAGGGUGCUUGGAGUUACACACCACAAAUUUGAAGGAGAGGUGCUCCAUAGAAUAUGCUGAUAGUUUAAAACAUCAAAAGGAAAAUGCUGAAACAAAACGUAAAGCUGUAAAGCGUGGCAUAAAGUCAGAAAAAGACCUAUUAGAGUUUACUUUGAAUUAUCAGAAAGUUAUAGCAGAAAGAGACGCAGCUGUUGCUGUUCGAGAAAGGCUUGAGUCACUUUGUCGAGAGCUGCAGCGUCAGAAUAAGAUGCUCAUGGAUGAAUGCCGAAGAGUAUCAACUGAGGGACAGAAUAUGAGACUAGACUUGUCUACAAAAUUUAAUGAUGCAAUCAAGGAUGUAAGCAUUAAGCUUGAGGAGCAGAAAGAUGAAUGCCUUUCUCAACUCAGGGAGAAUGAGAUGCUGAGAAAUAAGUUAAAGCAACUUGCAGACCAAUAUGCUCUCUCUGAACAACAGUUUGCCCAAAAAUUGAAACAGAAAACACUGGAACUUCAGCUUGCUGAUCUGAAAAUUCAAAAACAACAAGAGAAGUCUGCUCAAGAACAGACCCAGAUGCAAUUGUAUGCGGAACAAGUUGCGCAACUUAUGGCCACUGAGAAGAGUUUGCGUUUACAGCUUGUGGCUGAUGGAGAAAAAUUUCAGCAAUUUCAGGAGGCUUUGUCAAAAAGCAACGAGGUCUUCGAAGCAUUUAAGCAGGAGAUGGAAAAGAUGGCAAAGUUGAUAAAGGAACUUAAGAAGGAAAAUGAUUUUUUAAAGAGCAAGUGUGAGAAGUCAGAUAUUGCCCUUGUGAAGCUUGUUGAGGAGAUACCUGGAUCCUAUGCAUAAUUUUGCUUACAGCGCGAACUUAUGAAGAAACAGCUAGAAAAAGUGAAGAAUCAGAAAGAGAAGCUCGAAUCUUUGUGUCGAUCCCUACAGGCAGAAAGGAAACAAAAUUCAGUUGGCAGCAGCACAGAUCCAGUUAUUAUGCAAGUGAAAGGAGCUUCAGCAAAUGAAGAUUCCCAAAGCUAAUGGACUCGGGCAGUUCUCGCCAGCAAAAGGUUGCCUGAAAUUUUAGAUUAUCAGUGUAAGAAUAUAAGCCUAUAGAGCAAAAGACAGUAUUCAAGGAGCUCUCACAUUUCAUUAUGUAUUGAGAUUGUUUUGCAAAUCGAUUAUAUUAUGGGGAAGAUUUCUCAAUGGGAAAAAUGAGAGUGGAUUUUUUUGGGACAGCCGCAUUCAUAUAGUGAAAUCUGCUUGAUUUUUUUUUA
Elaeis guineensis (African oil palm) is the source of this 1747-nucleotide messenger RNA. RefSeq lists its product as uncharacterized. Lineage: Eukaryota; Viridiplantae; Streptophyta; Magnoliopsida; Arecales; Arecaceae. The record is from RefSeq and is a predicted model, not a curated record. Gene Ontology annotation, molecular function: syntaxin binding.